This is a messenger RNA of Vicugna pacos (alpaca), 2963 nucleotides long. It is a transcript of the gene LETM2, whose product is annotated as leucine zipper and EF-hand containing transmembrane protein 2. Gene Ontology annotation, molecular function: ribosome binding. Lineage: Eukaryota; Metazoa; Chordata; Mammalia; Artiodactyla; Camelidae. Gene Ontology annotation, cellular component: mitochondrial inner membrane. The record is from RefSeq and is a predicted model, not a curated record. Gene Ontology annotation, biological process: intracellular monoatomic cation homeostasis.
CCUUCUAGCUGGGGAGCUGGGGGAGGAGGGGAAUAGGGAAGGGACUGGAGGACUGAGGCAGCGGUUCCGGGGAGCCGGCCGGAGGAGGUAGGGGUGGGCGGGCCAAGUCCUCCGGCUGUUACUUGGUGGACCGCGCCUGCCUGUUUUCCUCCGGAGCCUGCUCCCUCCGCGUCCUGCUCCUCCCAUCAGCACCCAGAUUUCCCGACAGCUUCCAGUCCCCACCCCGCACUCCCCUCAGCCCUUGACCUCGGGCCUGCGCCUGCUCCCCAACUUUGAAGCUCAUCCUCCAUUGCCCCUCCUUCCGUGCUUCGCUUCCUCGUUUCUCUUCUGUACCCUGCGCCCCGCUCCUCCUCGCCUUCCUUCCAUAAACCUGGAUCGCCAAGACUCGGGUCCCCGAGCCUGCAUCACCCCCUCUCCAAAAAACAAAGACCUCCCCCCGCCCGCCCAGACCCCACCACAACAAACACAGUCCACCAACACACAACGCGCACAAAAGCCACGGGCUGGGGAAGCCGAGGGCGCGCUUUGCCCCCGUGUCGUCGAGAACCCGAGGCCAAGGUCCUAUGUUGACUCGUUGAGACAAAUAUAAAUAAUGGCCUUCUACAGUUAUAAUACAGUGUCAGCUAUUGCUCGAGCAAGAUUCCCUAGCCAUUUUGUCCAUCCCAGCAACUCUCCUUACUCCCCAUCAUUUGCAUUUCUCCACUUGCCAGAUUCCCGUUUAAAUAAAAUACACGUGAAGAACUUAGGAAGCAUGAAGUACUCCUGCCCUAGUCAGUCAGGCAAUAAGGUACUUCACUUCCGAACUAGAAUUACACAGAAGCUGCACACAUCUACUUGCUGGCUACAAGAGGUCCCCGGUAAACGUCAGCUGGAGCAAACCGCAAAAAAGCCACAGGUGCCAAGCCCUCAGCCAACAAAAGACACGGGCAAGAAGAUUAAGGAGGAAAAGCGAUCUUACAGACAAAUAAUUACGGAUGAACUUAAAUAUUAUCACAAUGGAUUCUAUUUGCUUUGGAUUGACACCAAGGUUGCUGCCCGGAUGGUUUGGAGGCUGUUGCACGGACAGGUGCUGACCAGACGAGAGAGACGAAGGCUGUUGAGAACAUGUGCUGAUUUCUUCCGCCUGGUUCCAUUUUUGGUGUUCAUCAUUGUCCCCUUCAUGGAAUUCUUAUUACCAGUGUUUCUGAAACUCUUCCCAGAGAUGUUGCCAUCAACUUUUGAAAGGGAAUCCAAAAAGGAAGAAAAACAGAAAAAGAAAAUGGCUGCAAAGUUGGAAAUGGCAAAAUUCCUCCAAGAAACAAUCACAGAAAUGGCGAGGAGGAACAGGGCCAAGCUGGGGGAUGCCUCUACCCAGUUCUCAUCCUACGUCAAACAGGUCCAGACGGGCCACAGGCCCAGCACGAAGGAGAUAGUCCACUUUUCCAAACUCUUUGAGGAUCAGCUGACCUUGGAACACCUUGACCGGCCUCAGCUGGUCGCCCUUUGCAAACUGCUAGAACUGCAGUCCUUUGGAACCAACAAUCUGCUCCGCUUUCAACUCCUGAUGAGACUGAAGUCAAUAAAAGCAGAUGAUGAAAUAAUUGCCAAGGAAGGGGUGAGUGUUCUGAGUGUGUCAGAACUGCAAGCCGCCUGCAGGGCCCGAGGGAUGAGGUCGCUGGGUCUCACUGAGGAGCAACUGAGACAACAGCUCACAGAGUGGCAGGACCUCCACCUGAAGGAGAAUGUCCCCCCUUCUCUUUUGCUCCUGUCUCGAACCUUCUACCUGAUAGACGUGAAGCCAAAGCCAAUUGAGAUACCUCUCAGUGGGGAGGCUCCGAAGACGGAGAUUCCUGUAGGAUCACCCACUUCCCCUGAAUCUAAAGAGAACGUGGUGGGGUUAGCACCUCAACUGAACGGAACUAAGGAUGAAGAAUUGAUACAACUCCCACCAGUGACAUCACCACCCACACCACUAUCAAAGCCUAUUUCAUUACCUAAAGGAUCCAUCACCUCUGCUAAAGAAGCUGCCAAGUCACAAAAGACAACCCAGAGCAGCAAGUCUAGUUCAAAAGGAGCCUAAGGACUACUGGAGGAUGAAGCUCCCUCUCUCCAGCCUCCUGACCUCAGCAGUGGCCUCCAGAAAGGACCGAUGUCCCAGCUAAGACUGCUGUCUCUGGUCUGAGACAGAAGAUCAGCUGUUUAGUCCUUGGGGCAGCCUUUCUGAGGUCUCGCAACCAUUCAGAUGACGUCAGCAGCGAGCCCAAGCUCAGAGCACUUGGAAAACGAUCAUCACAAAGUCCAUUUGCUCUGUAGCAUCAGGUCAUCCCACUGGCCCUUGGGUGAAGCCCACUCGCCAUGUUCUUUUUGAACAGCUGCAUGUCCUUCAAGGGAGGAAGUUUUCUGCAUAGUGGAAUCAGCUUGGUGACCCCAAGGUCACUUGGAAACUCCAAAAGCCAGUGACUGUGAGAGCACCUGACUGGCCUUUUCAGUGACACAUCAGCGGGGACAGUGCCCUGGAAACAAAGCAGCUUGUGAGAUGGGAUGGAUAGAACUCCGCGGUCAGGCCUUCUUGGAUAUAAAGAAGAAAAAGCUUCUUGGAGAAGAAAGUGGGGCGCCAAACAGACUGGCAGUCACAAAGACUUGGCUGCUCUGAGACAUUCCCUCCCAGGCCUGCAGGUUCCCAGCCUGUGGGAGCCUGGGAGCUGCCACUGCUCUAGCUCACGUGGCUUCCAUCAGCCUCCAUCUUGCUAGGAAACGUAAUUAAGGGCUUAAGACUUAACCAUUUGUCUGUGCUGGGUGUGUGUUUUUCCUGGUCUGUUUGUCUCUCACAAACAAGACUCUUUGUUAGUCAUUGGGCUGGUUAGAGUCGGAUGUAAUCCUUCCACUACCCAGUAACAAGUAUUACGUUCAGAUAUUUUCUGUUGGGUGUCUUCCGUGCUGUCAAUACUGAAAAAAACCUAAUAAAUAGAUCACCACGCAGCUGA